AUGGCCAAGAACCAGGGUCUUGGCAAAGCCAAGAAAAUAAGGAUUGAUCCCUUGGAUGUGACCCGAAGUCUUGGGUACCAGACACAUAGAUUGAAAGCCCGUAAACCCUGGAGCAAAGAAGAGGAUGACUUACUUCGUAGCUGCGUCAACAAGCAUUUGCUACAGUUUGGGUUCGAAAAUGGAAUUGAAUCCAUGAAAACCAUUCAACAAUCUAACGAGGUCUGUAAAAACAUGCCCUGGGAUGAGAUUGCGGUUCAUUUUGAUAGAACUGUGCGAAAACCCAAGGAUAUUAGAAAAAGAUGGGUGAGCUCACUUGAUCCCAAUCUGCGGAAGGGAAAAUGGACCCUCAAGGAAGACGAGCUUUUAAUGAGGUCAUUUGCCCAGUGGGGGCCCCACUGGCUCAAGGUCUCGUCUGAGAUUCCUGGUAGAACGGAAGACCAAUGUGCAAAAAGGUAUAUCGAGGUUUUGGAUCCAAGCACCAAAGACAGACUACGAGACUGGCGACUGGAAGAAGAUCUGGCUCUUAUAAGUAAGGUAAAACUUUAUGGAACAAGCUGGCGUAAAAUCUCACUUGAGAUGGAAUCACGGCCAAGUUUGACUUGUCGCAACAGAUGGAGAAAGAUCAUUACUAUGAUAAUGAGGGGAAAAGCCUCAGAAGAAAUCACCAAGGCAGUGCAAGGAACUUCCCAAAGUGAGCCUCCACAGACCCUCGACGAGCUCAGGGAGAGCUUGCGUGCGAAGCUUGAAGAGAUGAAAGAUGAAAGGCCGUCUUUGGAAGAGGAGAGGUCGAAGGAAAACGAAGAAUGGGCGCUGGAUUCGGGGCAGAACUUAAGGCUCGCUCCUCAGACAUCUCCGAACGACUCUUCAUCUUCCAAUAACUCUCAAUCCGAGUCGGACUCACCGGCCAAAGAAGAGUGGCCAAUACAUAGCCAAGCUGCCCGACAGGAAAGGCAGACCGCAGAAAAUACUUUAAAUGAAGAGUCUGAUAAUUUGGCACUGCGAUCAGAAGCUUCGCAAUUUUCUGAUCGACCGCAGACCACCGAAUCGGUGCGUGAACCCACCAAACCUCAUCCGUUGCAAGUAUCAAGUGAAAUGCAUCAACCUCGAAUGAUUCAACAGCAGGCGCCCGUUAUAACACAACCAUCACAAGAAACGCAAGCGCCUCAUCAAAUAGCCCAGAGUUCAAUUACAAACAAGAGAAGGCCCCACUCCUCACGAGUAGAUUGGGGAUAUUCUCUGACUGAUGGAGUAGGAGGAUCCGUUUCCGGGGGCCUGAUUGCCAAUUCUGAGCUUGUACAGGAACUGAUCGACCAAGCGCGCCGUAACUCGCUCACGAUAUCGAUUCAUCAGCAUAUCCACAAUAAUUAUGGAUCCGAUUAUCGUUCGGCAAACCUUCAAGGUUUCUCCCUAACAGAUGAAUUACUAGGUUCUAUGCCGCCCGACGGAUUCGGUGAUGAAAGGACUCAAAAGCAACUCAGUUCACGUCCUUUUGAGACCGAAUUCCUGGGUAGAUCGCCCAAUUUCACGAGUCUGGCAUUUGAUCCUGCGGCCGAAUCUCUAGGACCAGGACAUGGCUUACCCCAACACCAAUACCCGAACCUUUCAUCCUACAAUCAAAAGCCUGGGAAUGGCAGCUCAAUUGGAUCUCGCUCCACACCCGGGGCUGACAUGGAGGAAAUGCCGCCACACAGACAGUAUCAUUUCAAUUAUCUUCCACCAACGCUGAAACCACAAUUGAGCUCUUCCGCACUUUCCAGAGAUCGCGAAGCGAACAGGUCAAUUAAUCAUAGCCCAACCUCACAAGUUAGAAGCAAGCGGCGAAAGAAAAAUAGAAUCGCUUCUUCCGAGGAAAAUACUCCUCAGGGUGGCUACGGAUCGAAUGGGACGACACCAAGAGACAAUGCUGGCUCGCCUGCACAUGGCCUGCAGGAUAAAACAAAGGCUACCGGAGGAACCAGUGUAGUGUCCCAUAUGUUGGAGGAAGAAGAUCUGGACUUCUGGGAGAGCUUGCGCUCGCUUGCCACGGUGCCAGCUUCCAGCUCGCACAGGUCCGUACCUGAUGGCCCACUCGAUGAGUACGAUUAUCUUUACAAUUUUUAUGAGGAGCAGGUUGGCACAUCGCCAACGGCCGGUAGACGUGAGAUCGCAGUUUCGAAGCCAGCAACAACAACAACAGCAGCGCAGCAACAGCAACAGCAUCAGAUAUCUGGCCGUGGCAACGAUCCCAACAGGACAUUCAGUAGCUACAAGAAUGACCCAGAAUCUGUACAUCGAGGCUUACCGUUCAAUCCAAGCUGA
Messenger RNA from Lachancea meyersii CBS 8951, 2298 nucleotides. NCBI's taxonomy places the organism in Eukaryota, Fungi, Ascomycota, Saccharomycetes, Saccharomycetales, Saccharomycetaceae. The record is from the annotation of a GenBank genome assembly.